Daktulosphaira vitifoliae (grape phylloxera) is the source of this 700-nucleotide messenger RNA. Its product is annotated as guanine nucleotide-binding protein-like 1. The transcript has 3 exons. Gene Ontology annotation, molecular function: GTPase activity. The record is from RefSeq and is a predicted model, not a curated record. NCBI's taxonomy places the organism in Eukaryota, Metazoa, Arthropoda, Insecta, Hemiptera, Phylloxeridae. The annotation marks the transcript as partial.
AUUAGGUAUGUAUUGCAGUUCAGACGAGAAACUGAUGAAGAAAUACGUAAACGUAAAGAAGAAGCAAGGAAAGAAAUUAUUCCUGUUACUGAAGAAGAGUUAGAAUUUGAUCCUGUACCAUUCUAUGAUGGUGAAGAAUUAGGUUUUCCAGUUAGACCAAAAUGGAGUCCUGAUAUGACUAGAGAAGAGUUAGAUAAUAGGGAGUAUAGAUAUUUCAAAAAUUACUUGUUGUCAUUAAAACAAAGAAGUGACUGGGAUCAAUUGAGUUAUUUUGAGUUGAAUCUUGAAACAUGGAGGCAAAUGUGGCGUGUGAUGGAAAUGUCUGACAUCCUUGUAUGGAUUGCUGAUGCACGAUAUCCAGCCAUUCCACCUUAUUUAUUUACAUAUGUGUUGAGGACAUUAAAAAAAAGUUUAAUCAUCAUAUUGAAUAAGGUCGAUCUAGUUCCAUCACCAGUAGCAUUAGCCUGGAAACACAAAUUAGUAGAAACAUAUAAUUUAGAUAAUGAUCAUGAUGCUAAUGUACAUGUUUUAUUUUUUACGUCAUACAUAAAAAGCUCAGAAUUUAAAGAAGGAAUACAAAAGAAAAAACCAAGGGGAAAAUUGAAAAUGGCUGCAGAUGCUGCUGAAUUGCUAAUGAAGGAAUGCAAAUACAUUGUUGAAAAAUAUCAAGCCAAUAGUAAGUAGUAUAAAUUACAUAUUC